GUUUGGAUGAGCGUGGCAAGCUGGUGGUGCCGACCAGUGGUAGAGCUCCACAACACUGGCAUAUAAAGAGAGACAGUAGGACUCUCACCUGGUGUGGUGCUCACCUCAGACUGUUGAAUAUGUUGAUGGCGCUGAGAAUGGCUGUCAGGAGGAGCUCCAGGAUGCUGGCAGCUAUGGUGAUCAUGGUAGCAACUGGAGCAAGUCAAGCUUAUUAUUCCUCUGCAUCUUCCAUCAAAGCUUGUAGUGCACCCGGAGAAGUGUGUGUGCCACUGACGUCUUGUCCUACCUUGCUAGCCAUCACCAAGAACCCUCACCCUUCCUGGGAAGCUCUCAGGAAACUCAGGCAUGCUGUUUGUGGGAAGGAUAUGAAGAACGUGAAGGUUUGCUGUAACCAGUUAGCCAGUCCACCGCCAACGAGUGCCCCGACCACAACCUGGAGACCGCUUCCACCCGUCCAGCCUCCGUCUUCUCAUAUUUUGCCUUCCCACUGCGGCGUACCAUCCAUAACGGAAGGAGUUCGAGUAUUUUUUGGGGAAAACGCUCGUCUGGGCGCCUAUCCGUGGAUCGCUACUCUUGGAUAUCGAACGGAAGAUAAUGAGGUUGACUGGCUGUGUGGAGGAGCACUCAUAGCAGACAGAUACAUCCUCACUGCUGGACACUGCGUCAGCCCAGCCUUCAACUCCAACAGAGAACUGGUGACCAUUCGGCUAGGUGAGCACGACCUGAGCAAGGAGGUGGACUGCGUGGUGGAGGGAGGGGAGAAGUGCGCUCCACAACCCCAGAAAUUCACUCCCUCCAAGGUCACCGUUCACCCGGACUUCAACAAGCGAGGUCUCGUCAGCGAUGACAUCGCUGUCAUCAAGCUAGACAGACCCGUGAAGGUCUCCACCGCCGUACGACCUAUCUGCCUACCGGCUGCUGGCCAGGAGCCUCCGGCCCGGGCGGUGGUAGCCGGAUGGGGUGUCACACAGAACGGAAACAGUUCAGACGUGCUCCAGAGAGUAGUUCUUCCCUUCGCCAACGCCACCGUCUGUAACCCACACUACGGCAACAAGCUAGUCAAGGAACAGGUGUGUUACGGAGGAGCCAGCAGCAAGGACUCAUGUUACGGUGAUUCCGGAGGCCCGCUCUUCUCUUCUCCUGGCGGGGAAACUACAUAUACCUUGGUUGGCAUCGUAUCCUUCGGCAGACCAGUGUGCGGAGUGGUGGGGGUGCCUGCUAUAUACACCAAAGUCUCCGCCUACACUAGCUGGAUUCUCAGUAACCUAAUACCAUAGAUAAUCACCAUAACAUGCGCCAUGGUCAAUGUGACAAACAACAAAAGUUGCCUAUAAUGGCAUGUAUAUUUUUUUGGCACUUUUAUGUGACUUAAAUAGCAAUAGUAUAUACGCUAUGUACAGUUUCUGUGUGAGGCAGAUGUCCUCUGUAACAUCUGUCUUUUACAGGUGUUACAUCGGACUGAUCUGUCCUGUCAUAUCUGUUGUAUACAAAUCUUGUAUAGGUUUGAUCUAUUCAAUCCUCUCAGUUAUGUAUAAGUUCAAUAUAGGACUGAUCUGGCCUGCUAUGAAAUUUGUAUACAUGUCCUGUAUGGAACUGAUCAAUUCUGCCAUGUCUAAUACAUACACGUCUUUUGUAGGAACAGUCUCUUGUACCAUUUCUGUUGUACACAGGUUCUAUACAGGACUGAUCAGCCCUGCAGGGUAUACAGUGUUCAGGUCCUGUACACAACUGUUGUGUUCUACAGCAUCUCUCAUAUACUGGUCUGUUAUAAAACUAAUCCUCUUUACAGUAUCUGUCACGUACAGGUCUUGCAAAUUACUGAUCCGUUCUGCUGUCUCUAUUAUGUACAUAUCUUCUAAAGGAAUUUAUCAAGCGAUACGUAUUGUGUACAGGUCAUGUACAGAACUGAUUUGUUCUAUCAUGUCUAUUGCACAUACAUCCUACAUAGGCCUGAUCCGUCCUAUCAUAUCCUUCAUGCACAGAUCCUGCAUGAGAUUGAUCUCCAAUGCCAUAUCUGUCCUGUACAUAUCCUACUUAUAUCCUGCUAUAUCUCUUGCGUGCAGGUUCUGCAUAAGAAUGAGCUGCCUUGUUAUAUCUAGUGUGUACAGACCUUCCAUAGGGCUGAUAUAUUAUACGAUAAAUAUUGUACACAGGUUCUUUAUAGGAGUGAUACAUUAUACAACAUCUGUUGUCUGUAAGUCCUGCCAUCAACAGUAAUUUAUUUUCCUACGAGGCUUUUACAAGUAUAUUUGGGAUAUGGAAUAAUCUAAAGAUAAUUUUAGAGAUCAUUUUAUGUCAGAUAUUAAGCAGUGGAUUAACAUUCAUUGCAAAAUUUUGCUUUAAGUCUUCUUCACGACGAGUUGUGGAUGGAAUGGUAAGAAUGAAUGAUAAUAUGAUUCACUUUAGCAAAAAGAAUGAAUCGAGUAAACAGGAUGAUUUACGUUAACGGAAAGACUAGCAUAAACAGAAUGAACUAUCCGUGUUUCAGUCGCUGCACUAUCCGAGAAAGUUAUCCCAGUAACCCAUAAGUCAAUGUACAGAGUGCGGCAUAAGUUUCUAAUGUGGUUGAAUAUCGGUGUAGAAGAUUUUAAGUGAAUUAGAAUAGGCAUUCACAAAUUCCCAUUUUCUUAACUGAAAAUGGCAAACUGACUGCUUCUCUAAGUAGGGAACACCAGCUUUAAAGCCAAAGUUUAAAGCCAGAGUUUAAAGCCAAACGGAAGGAUUACUUUCUAGUUUUUCUUUUUACACUCACUAAUAUCCCAAAAUGCACCAGCACUUUAAGUUUAAAGCCGCUCAGAAAAUGCAUUCUCAUGUUACUGCCGUUUAAGGUUCGAAGCCGAUUAGAUUAGCCAUUCACAAAUUAACGCCAAAAAAAAAAAAAAAAAAAAUCCUCGAACAAAAAUUCUUAAAUAAAACUGGCAAACUGCCAUCUAAGGAGCCCAAAAUCAUUCAAUACUCUCUUCCAAGGAAUUAAAGUAAACCCUCGCCAGAUAUGCACAUUGAGAGACGUUGACCUAUGGUUGUAUGAAAUAGAAAAUGAUUUAAAGACGCUUGAACAAACACUAGGAUAUUAAUGAAAUCACAAAACAAGUGACUUUCACUAGAAAACGUUUUCUCUGGACAUUUUCAUUCGUCAGUUUGCUUCAAGUGUCCAUUUAUUAGCUAAAUGACUAAAUUAUCUCCAGUUGCAUCCAUUAAAUUCAAACGUAACUUAAUAACAACGCUAGUAAAUACAUCUUAUUGGAUAAGUUUAAAACUGGAAUCUGUUUGGUUACAGGCCACCAAACCUUGAUAGGGAAUGCAGUAAAUUUCUAUAGGACGAGAUUCGUAAGGCAUCUGCAUACGAAAAUGUUGUGCUAAUGGGGAUUUUCACUUUAGAUAAAUUGACUGGAGCAAUUUGACAAGAAAUUUAGAGCCAAAAGAUUUUCUUGAUACGAUUCAGGAUUGUUUUUUUAAACAGUUUGUGAUUGAACCAACUAGCGGAAAUAACCUGCUUGACUUGGUCCUUGCCAGCAGGGAAUCACUAAUUAAUAAUCCUGAGGUUAAUGAUGAGCUUGGGGAAAGUGAUCACAAAUCACUCGGUUUUAAUGUAUCAUGGAAUUACCCUAAUAAUGGCAAUCAAGUCUUUGCCCUUGACUUCUGCUUGGCUGAGUUCAUAGGACUGAGAAAUUACCUGGAUGGGCUGAACUGGAAUGACCUGACUAUGGGUCAGGUAGGUGGUGAUGGUUGCCGAUAUGACGUUUUCCAGAGCAUAGUUCUAGACGCUCAGACAAUUAAUGUUCGGAAUAGGGAAACCAGAUCAAACAAAAACGAUUCUCAAUGGAUAAACAAUAGACUAAAACAUCUCAUUGGCCAAAAGAGAGACAUAUAUAGGCAAAUCAAAAGAGGAGAGGGGAAGUUAAAAAAAAUCAAUGUAUUCAGUUAAAGGGAGAAAUAAAAAAAAAGGAAUAAGAAAAGCAAAGAAAGAUUAUGAAGUUAAAGUUGCAAGGAAAUCGAAGACUAUCACAAAAGGAUUCUUUCAGGUAUACAGAAGUAAGAUCAGGGACAAGAUAGACCCACUUGAGAGUUACUCGGGUCAGCUCACGGACAGUGAUAAAGAAAUGUGUACAUAUUUUAACACUUACUGCCUCUGUUUUUACACAGGAAGAUACUAGCGAUAUUCCAGAAGUAAUAAAUUAUGUAGAACAGGAUGAUGAUAAACUAUGCACGAUUAAGGUCACAAGUGACAUGGUCCUUAGACAAAUAGAUAAAUUAAAACUUAAAACAAAUCCCCAGGCCCUGAUGAGCUAUAUGCAAGGAUUCUAUAGGAAUGUAAAGAGGAGCUUAGCAAACCUUUGGCUAAUCUUUUAAACAUAUCACUACAAACUGGCAUAGUGCCAGAUAAGUGGAAAAUGGCAAAUGUAAUACCUGUUUUCAAAACAGGUGACAGGUCCUUAGCUUCGAACUAUAGACCAAUAAGUCUAACCUCCAUAGUGGAAAAAUUUAUGGAAUCAAUAAUUGCCGAGGCAAUUCGUAGCCAUCUUGAUAGGUACAGAUUGAUAAAUGAAUCUCAUCACGGUUUUACAAAAGGGCGUUCCUGCCUUACAAAUUUACAAACUUUUUUCACUAAUGUAUCUGAGGAGGUAGAUCAUGGUAAUGAAUAUGAUAUUGUGUAUAUGGACUUUGGUAAGGCUUUUGAUAGAGUUCCACAUCAGAGGCUACUAAGGAAACAUAAGGUACAUGGAAUAGGAGGAGAAAUUUUUUCUUGGGUAGAGGCAUGGUUGACAAAUAAUCAGCAGAGAGUUUGCAUAAAUGGGGAGAAAUCAUAAUGGGGGCACGUCACAAGCGAUGUUCCACAAGGGUCAGUGUUGGGCCCUUUGUUGUUCACAAUUUACAUAAACGACAUAGAUGAGGGAAUAAAUAGCGAUAUAAGGAAGUUUUCUCAUGACACCAAAAUAGGCCGUCCAAUUCAUUCUAAUGAGGACACUAGAGCACUCCAGGAUGGUUUGAAUAGACUGAUGCAAUAGUCGGAGAAGUGGCAGAUGCAGUUUAAUAUAGAUAAGUGCAAAGUUCUAAAUAUUGGACAGAAAAAUAACCAUGCCACAUAUAAACAAAAUAAUGUAGAGCUUAAAAUUACUGAUUGCGAAGAGGAUUUAGGAGUUCUGGUUAGCAGUAAUCUAAAACCAUGGCAACAGUGCAUUAGUGUUCGCAAUAAAGUGAACAGAAUUCUUGGCUUUAUAUCAAGAAGCAUAAAUAAUAGAAGUCCUCAGGUUAUUCUUCAACUCUAUAUAUCCUUGGUUAGGCCUCAUUAGAUUAUGCUGCACAGUUCUGGUCACCGUAUUACAGAAUGGAUAUAAAUGCUCUGGAAAACGUGCAGAGGAGGAUGACAAAGUUGAUCCCAUGUAUCAGAAAUCUUCCCUAUGAGGAUAGACUGAGGGCCCUGAAUCUGCACUCUCUAGAAAGGCGUAGAAUUAGGGGGGACUUGAUUGAGGUGUAUAAAUGGAAAACAGGAAUAAAUAAAGGGAUUGUAAAUAACCUGCUAAAAAUAUCUAGCCAAGACAAAAUUCACAGUAGUGGUUUUAAGCUGGAAAAAUUCAGAUUCAGAAAGGAUAUAGGAAAGCACUGGUUUGGUAACAGAGUUGUGGAUGAGUGGAACAAACUCUCGAGUACCGUCAUGGAAGCUAAAACGUUGUGUACUCUUAAAAAUAGGUUGGAUAAAUUCAUGAGUGGGUGUGAGUUGAACCUGACUAGCUUGUGUUGAUGGGUCUGAUGCCGUGCCCCUUCUUUAACUGGGUGUGACCUGCCCUGACUAGCCUUGGGCCGGUGGGUGACUUGGACCUGCCUUGCAUGAGCCAGUAGGCCUGCUACAGUGCUCCUUCUUUCUUAUGUUCUUAAGUUUCGAAUUUUGUCAACUUUUGUAUUGUAUUAAAAUUUCUAUUAAAAUAGUAUGGUCUCCCAUGUAUAUGUUUUACUGACACUUAACGCAGGAAACCAACUGGUUGAACUUUAAUUAAGUUCCCUCUAAAAAUAUUAUUGAUAUCGUAGAAAGGCAAAUGUGGAUAUUGAUCUAAUGUUAAUUUGUACCAAAAUUUAAAAAUUAAGAAAUAAAUUAAACAAAUUU
Messenger RNA from Cherax quadricarinatus, 6100 nucleotides. Its product is annotated as phenoloxidase-activating factor 3-like. Lineage: Eukaryota; Metazoa; Arthropoda; Malacostraca; Decapoda; Parastacidae. Gene Ontology annotation, biological process: proteolysis. The record is from RefSeq and is a predicted model, not a curated record. Gene Ontology annotation, molecular function: serine-type endopeptidase activity.